Messenger RNA from Triticum dicoccoides, 2298 nucleotides. RefSeq lists its product as uncharacterized. The record is from RefSeq and is a predicted model, not a curated record. NCBI's taxonomy places the organism in Eukaryota, Viridiplantae, Streptophyta, Magnoliopsida, Poales, Poaceae. Bases 273 to 1952 code for a protein of 559 amino acids. The transcript is spliced from 3 exons.
CCAUUUAUUUUGAUGGGGAGAAGAAGAAUCUCAAGCAUUAACUAAUGGUGGUUGACAACCUGACAGAAUACAACUACAUCUGCCCCCAAUGUUGCACAUUGAAGGACCAAAACUGAAAAGUGAAGUGAAAACCCAACGCAGUGAAUCGUUGGUUGCCUUGCCUUCUUCCUCCUCCUCCUCAGCUUUCCCCAAACCCCAGCUCGGAAAAGAAAAAAGAAAAAAGCUUUCCCAAACCCCAACCGCACUCCAUUCGCCGACCGAUCAGUCCAACAAUGUCGAAGAGACAUCGGACGGCGGCUUCAGACCCGUGGGACGACGACCAGGACAUGCCGCCGCAGAAGGCGCCCCCGGGGAUCCACAGGUCGGUCUACCUGGAAUGGCGCGCCGGGGCGGCCGGGCGCCUCCGCGACGUCCGCGACAACCUCCGCCUCCUCGCCCCGCCGCCGCCGCCGCCCGCUUCCCAGGAGGCCGGCCUCCGCGCCCUCGGCCUCCUGGACUUCGUCCGCCUGCGCCCCAACGACGCGCCCCCGCGCCGCGACCUCGUGGCCGCGCUCGUCGCCAACUACAAGCAGUUCUACGAGUGGAGCUACGCGCGCGGCGCCUUCGUCAAGGUCAGCCUCGACGCCUUGGCCGACGCGCUCCGCCUCCCGCCUCCGACGGAGGGCCCACCCGACGCCGCCGCCGCCGCUGCCGCCGCGCCCCCCGGGCUGGCCUCCGCCGCGGAGUGGUUCAUCGAGGCGUACAUCCUGAAGCCGCUACGCGCGCGCGCCGCCGCGGAGGGACGGCCGCGCAGGCUGCCCAGCGAUGUGGACCUGGCGCUGUACAGGGCGAAGUUCGGGAUGGUGCAUAAGGUGGACUGGAGCCGCCUCAUCUGGGACCUCGCCGAGAAGGAGAUGGUCGACCUGAGCAAGGGGAGAAGGCCCGACUGGACAUGCCACUAUGCCGCCUACCUGCAGAGGCUCAUCUGGGUGGACAAUCCGGGCCUCUUCCAGCCGGCAUUGCCAUUGCUCGGCCUCGGUGGGGAUCAAAAUCUCCCUUCAGAGCUCCAGUCCAAGAUGCAGGAGGUCGAAGCGAGAUCCAAGCUGCUCGACGCGAGAUCCAAGCUGCUGGACACCAGAGCCGAGCACCUUGAAUCCAAGUCCAAGGAACUGGAAGAACGGGCACUCGCAAGCAAGACACUAACAGAGUUAGAGCUGCUCAACCGGAAUCUGCUCGCCGAGAAAGAAGCAAUCAACAGUGAGCUGGUAGGAGUGCAGGAGGAGCUGGGAGAAGCAAGGAAGCAGCUAAUGCAGCUAGAUGAUAGCAUGGAAUCAAUGAAAUCGUUGAGUAAGGCUCUGUUUUCUAGGGAAAGAAAGAGCAAUGCUCGGUUGCUAAAUGCUCGGUGGGCUCUGGUUACCAAGGAAAUCAAGGGCAACGGUGACUUAGAAAGCCAUCAGGAAGAGCUAGCCGAGCUGCAGGAUGGGAUGCAAGGACUGAAAUCCCUCAACCAGGUUCUGUGUUCUAGGGAAAGAGAAAGCAAUGUUCAGUUGCUAGAUACUCGCUGGGCUCUGGUUACCAAGGAAAUCAAGGGCAACGGUGACUUAAAAAACCUCCGGGAAGAGCUAGCCGAGCUGCGCGAUGGGAUGCAAGGACUGGAAUCCCUCAACCAGGUCCUGGUCACUAAGAACCUAAUAGACAACGACAAACUGCAAGCGGCUCGGAAAAAGUUGAUCGAUGGCUUGAUGGUGGCCACAAAUGGCAGGGCAAACAUAGGCCUGAAGAGGAUGGGGGAGCUCGAUCCAAAAGCGGUUGCAAAUGCUUGCCGACCGAGAUUGUCACAAAAGAAAACUCUUAUUCUCUGUUCCAAGUGGGAGGCUGAAAUCAGAAACGCAGGUGUUGUGCUGCCGUUCAUUGUUGAACUGGCCGAUGGUCGCUCAUCCGUCUUCAACUGCUGCUUACUCGGUUUGUCGUGAAACAAUGUGCAUUCAGGAAUUGAAGCCGGAAAAGAAGAUGCAGGGCCGUUCCUAGAUGCUCCCAUCCAUAACCCAAAUCCUCCAGAUGCCUCAUCAGUAUCAAGAGAUUGUGACGCCGAUAUUGAUCUCGCAUGUGUGGUUCUAACACGAGAAAUUAUGUUUCUAGAUCAUAAUGUGUGGAUGAAGGUCUACGAUGGUGGACUGGUUUUGCAGGAAAUUGGACGCUUGGAGGCCAUGGCGUGGCACUGUGAGCCUUUAUGUGCAAGUGCAAAAGAUCUGGUAGAUGGCCUGUGCCGACUAGGCAUUUUCCUUUCCUUUGAGAAAAACGAUGACCAUGCACACAAUG